Messenger RNA from Ostertagia ostertagi, 603 nucleotides. The record is from the annotation of a GenBank genome assembly. Lineage: Eukaryota; Metazoa; Nematoda; Chromadorea; Rhabditida; Trichostrongylidae.
GUAACUGGUAAAUUCCAAUCCGGCUACAAUCCGUUCACGAUUGGAUGUAUUGGAAAUAUACGGCGAACGUUGUGCGGUAGUCAAUUUCCAUCGUUCACAAAGUAUGAAGAAGCCGCUGCAAAACGAAGCCGAAAGAAUCGUUCAGCUGUGGAAGAUGUAAAAGUGAAUGGUGCAAUGAAGAAAGGGGAUACGGAUGAAGUAGACGAAACAACUGUGUUAUAUGUUCCGGAUAAAGAUGGAGUGAAGGAUGGUCACAUUCGAUUGAAACAGCUACGACUGGCUGACAGCCAAUCAGUUGGAACGUCGUUGUCAUUGACCGGAGCAGACCCGCCUUCUCAGCGAGAACGCGAUGGUUCCACAUGCAACUUGUUUGAUUCAGCUCAAGAUAGUCCGAAAAUGAAUAGUCCAGUGUCAUCGCCGGUGUCCGAUGCCUACCAGGCCAGUUUCGAGGAAGCUACUCGCGACGCUAUUACUCCUCUCAAAGACGCCGCUAUCGCCGCCUCACAAGUUCUCAAUGGGGAUCGUUCUCGUCCGCGCGGUUUCGCGGAUGCAGUUCGAAUUCACGAUCAGCUCAGCUCACCAGCGAAAUCUGUGGCGUUGUAG